GGCACGUGGUUCAAUAUGGCGGCGCCCCGGGGAAACACGGAGGGAGAUUCGAGCAGCAGCGAAGACGAAACGCUUAAAAGAUGUCGGGAGGCAGUUUGGGAAACACCAGCGAACAGCAGGAAAGAUGGAGACACUGGUGUAAACAAGUCUAAACGUGUUGCUGUGGCUGACCAUGAGCAUGAUGGCAACGCGCUCCAGGUCACCAGGGGGUUUCAAACACAUGUGGCUCAAAAGCUGGAACAUUUUCUCGACAGUUGUAUUUCAGAGACGCAGCUUGAGACCUCACAUGGUUUAGAAUCAACAAACUCUGCUCAGGAYAAUCAGGAGGAAGGAUUUCGUCUGUUCUCUACAUCUGUCCCGGUACAGAAAGCUGAUCRUCCCCCAGCACCCGCGAGGCGUCGGCCUGCUCCCAGCUCAAGUGACAGCGAMAGUGAGAUGGAAUCGAGGGUGAAGGAGGCAGCGGUGUCCAUAAAAGAUCUGUUGSCCUCAUCGACACUCCCCUCUAAGUCGACACCUUCGUCAACAGAGACCCCCGGCUCCGACAGAAAGCAGAAGAAGAACAAAGUCGAAGGAGAGAGUCGGAUUAUCAGGAACAAGAAGAAACAGAAUGAUGAAGAGAGCGAGCGGCUGGACUCUGCAGGACCGGACCCGGAUCAAAGCAGCGGCGAGCGCAGGACCUCUGAGCARGAGCACGUCAAAGUCAAACGGAAAAAGAAAAAGAAGCAAAAAAGAAACUCCGAGGAAGAAACUGUGAGCUGAGUUUUCAUAACUAACAUUUAUAKUUUCAGAGCUUUUGUUUCAGUCUUCUAUGCUGUGUUGAAGUAAGUGCAUGUUUUGGCAUUUUUCCAAAUAUUUGGAAAAUAAAAGGAGGAGCUCACUUUGUGAAUUUAAAAAUAACUUUACAYACAUUGUUCAGAGUUAUUUCAGUCACAUUUUCAUGGAAAGCGUUUUAAGACGGCAUACUCAAAACAAAUGCACGUGGCAUACAAUUUUCAAAUUUCUCCUCAAGUUAUAAUUUUUGACUAUUACAAAACAUUUUAAUAAAAAGAAGCGUGUUUUGGU
Molecule: messenger RNA, 1062 nt
Organism: Austrofundulus limnaeus
Lineage: Eukaryota; Metazoa; Chordata; Actinopteri; Cyprinodontiformes; Rivulidae
Gene: cunh12orf43
Product: chromosome unknown C12orf43 homolog
Exons: 6
Coding region: 16-759 (247 amino acids)
Biological process (GO): Spemann organizer formation; negative regulation of Wnt signaling pathway; Wnt signaling pathway
Source: RefSeq, a predicted model, not a curated record